UCAGGUCUGAAAUGGUUGUCGAAAAAGAUAUCUCGUCUUCGGACGUCAAAGAGUUCAUCAAGAAACUCAAUAUCACCAAAGUGAAAACAUCGUCUGUCAAGGAGCCGAAAAUAUCCGUGCCGAAAUCCCAGAAACGAAAAUUAAAUGCUCAGCAUUUAAUCGAAGAGGUAGAUGAGUCGAACAUGAUAGUUAAAAAACCAAUGAAAGUGAAAAAUACCGAAUAUUGGAAUGAUUCCAAAUCGACAAAUAAUGGCCGCGUGUUAUUAAAGAGUUACGAGUCUUGGUUCACAAUUCUAUCAGCUGAUUUUGAUACAAUGUGUUCUACGACAGGAAAUUUACCCGAGGAAAUCUUGAUUGCUAUUGAAGCUUACGUAGAGAAAGUUUUUGCGAUGGAAGCUGAGCUCUAUGCUUCGUUCAAAGCGGAUUGGAAAAAUGAUCUUUUAACUUCAGGAACUAAAAAAGAUCAAAUAAAUGCUAAUUCUUCAUUAAUCCAGGCUUCGCCAAUUCAUAGGUUAGAUCAACUCGAUUCGUUGAUAGAUUCAAUCAAAAAAGGGAAACUAAGAAAAGGAGUUGCUGAAAAAAGUAGUAAAAGUUCGGAUAACUUUUCCCGAGAGCAAGUUCUAUCGGCUAUUGAAGCCUUGGAAAAACUCUGGACUACAAUUCUGCUUCCGGAUCGCGAUUUUAUUCCAUUUGAGAAACGACCCGUAACCGAGGUUCAGUCGAUGGCCCAAAAUGAUCCAGUAGCGAGAAAUAAAAUUCUGAUAAUUUGGUAUUUUGAGAGUCAACUAGAGCAGAGAUUCAAGACUUACGUGAACAAUUUGAAUUUCUGUCUGCACGACACAGUCGAGAAAAUACGAGAGCGAGCUAUUCGGUCUAUUCUGAUUUUGCUGUCAACUAAACCCCACUUGGAUAAAAGUGACGGCAGUUUGAAUCUACUUGGAAUGAUGAUCGAUAAAACAGGAGAUCCUAAUAGACCUGUAGCUUCCUAUGCGUCGCAUUGUGCUGCUUCUUUACUCUUCAAAAGCGCUACCUGGAAGGAACCACUGAUAAUAGAAGCUGAAAACGUGAUAUUUAAACUGCAAAAUAAAAGUUCAUCCAAAGAAAAUUCAAAAGCGAGUUUCUCGAAUGCAAUGCAUUACUGUGUAUGUUUUUUGAACCAAAUUGUGCUUUCGAAAGAAGAGCAUAAAAUUGCGGAAAGGUUGAUGUUCAUAUACUUGAGCUUAUUCAAAGUUGUAUCGAAUAAAUUCGACUUUUUGGCUGAAAAAAGCGAUAAAAGUGACAAACAAACUGCGAAUAAUCAGCAAGAAAUGAGGAUUUUAACGAAUAUCUUAACCGGAAUUCAUCGAGCUAUGCCUUAUUGUAAAUCAGAUGAAAACGCAAAAUUAAUGGAUCAAAUUCAUCUGUUUUACAGAAUUGUGCAUACCAAGAAAAUCAAUACGAGUAUUCAAGCGUUGAUGAUAUUGCUAGAAAUGGCUUCAGUUGACCCCUCUCUAAAUGACAGAUUUUACUCUGCAUUUUAUAGAAAACUGUUGGAACCAGGUUUGGCUCAAAGUCACAAUCUCUCGCUGUUAUUCAACCUUAUUUUUAAAACGAUGAAAAGAGAUAAACGCAAACAGCGACAAUCCGCUUUCAAAAAACGCCUGCUACAAUUAGGUUUGACAAGUAACCCGCCUUUUACAUGCGCGUUGCUGUGCCUUCUUAGUCAGUUUGUCGAAAAACCGAAAGUCAAAUCAAAAACCGAUAAUGAGUCAUCGGUUAAAAACAGCUCGAAGAAAAAUCAAAAUAAGACAUUUGAGGCUGCUGAAAAAAUCGACCUCAAUGAUUCAGAUGAUGAUGAGUACUUUGAAGAUAUAGACGAAGAAGGGAAAGAGAGAAAUCCAAGUGAGAAAAUGAGUACGUCUAAAAACAGCGCCUCAAAGGCCGCGUUUCCAGAAGAAACAAUGAGCAUGGUUAGUGAGUUUUCACAUGGAGGAGACCUAGUUUUGGGUCAGACGUACAAGCCCAGGGCUAUGAACCCAACCUACGCAGGAGCUGAAAAAUGUCCCGAAUGGGAUUACUCAUUGCUGGGCAAGCAUUACCACCCAUCUGUUUUGAAAUUCACAAAUGAUGUGCUAAACGGAACGCUAAUAGAGUACGCAGGAGAUCCGUUAGUUGACUUUUCGGGGUCAAAGUUCAUUGAACGCUUCAUGGGCAAGAAGGUCAAAAACGUAGAAGAAAAGAAACCUGCUUCGCCGAUGGCGCCGAAAACUAAACAGUUUAUGCCUGGAGUGAAACAGUUGCUAACCGCAACUCAAGGUCCUGAUCUAAGUUAUAUGGAAACAUACAAUAAACUGUGCAAAGACUUGAAAGCGAGUUCAAAAUCGACAGGAAAAGUUGAAGAUAAUGGUCCUCAAGAUGUCGAGGAUUUGGAUUCGGACGAUCAAGAUUUCGACCAGUUUCUGGACGCAUUGGACGAGGAGCAGUUCAAAGCAGCUUCAGGUGGUGCUGAAAUUGAACUUUAUCACGAUGAAGAUGAUGAAGAUGACCUCAUUUCUGAAGACGAAGAUUUAGACCUUGACGAGGAUGAAGAAGAUGAAAAUAUUGUGAAUGAUGACAGUGACUUGGAAAACAUUCAGUCUGAUGAUGAUCUGUUUCUGUAAAUGGACAAAUAAUUGAUUAAUUUAUUGAAAACAAAAACAAAAUUAACCAUUUUUGCAA
Symsagittifera roscoffensis is the source of this 2697-nucleotide messenger RNA. Its product is annotated as CCAAT/enhancer-binding protein zeta-like. Gene Ontology annotation, cellular component: nucleus. The coding region runs from base 12 to 2639 and encodes 875 amino acids. The transcript has a single exon. The record is from RefSeq and is a predicted model, not a curated record. Lineage: Eukaryota; Metazoa; Xenacoelomorpha; Acoela; Convolutidae.